UCAAAAUUGGCGAUAUCAUUUAUGAAUGCGCCACCAAGCGACAGCUGACUGCAUCUAUGCAUGCUUGAUUCUUUUUCGGUGAUCAUAAACAAAAUUUGCAAAAAAUGAAAUUAUUUGUGACAUUAUUGGCACGUUUACCUCGGCCAUAUCAUUAUUCGAAUUAUCCCGAACGAUUCAUACGUAAACAAACGGAAUUUAUCGAAUGGAAAACACCACCAUAUCCAAAUUAUCAACCAAGAAUAGUUCGAUAUCGAAAGAAUGCCUACUAUGAUAUUAAUCGUCCAUGGACAACAGAAUUUCAGGAUCAAAAUGCACCGAAUAUUAAACAUCCGAAAAUAUAUGUCGAACCAUUCAAACAAUUUCCAAUAUUUCUCGGUGAUAUUGUACAGGUGAUGCGUGGAAAAGAUCGUGGUAAAGGAACGGUCAACUAUGUAGUAGAGGAACGAAAUUGGGUAUGUGUUCGUGGCCUAAAUCGCAAAUAUCGUCUCAUGCAACGUGAUCCAUCGUUUCCAGGUGUAUUGAAUACGACAGAAGAACCGUUACUAGUGCCUCGUGAUGUAUCGUUAGUCGACCCGGAAGAUAAUCAGCCUACCACCAUUGAAUGGCGUUAUGAUGAAGAUGGUAAUCAGGUACGUGUUAGUGUACGUACCGGUCGUGUUAUACCAAUACCACGUAAAGCGUAUGAAACACGUGAUUAUACCGUUCCUGAAGCUUAUAAAGAUCAACCAAAAGAUACGGCAUCAGAUGAAGUGGUUAAAGCAACUUUCAAACCAAAAUUGAAAACAUUUGAAAUGGAUAUCAUGGAAGAUCAUGGUAUCCAAGAACAUCGUAUUCAAAAUGAAAAAAGUUGUCACUAUUUAAACAUCGAGGACGAAAUAGACACGUGAGCCAAUUUUUUUGUCAACAAUUAUAAACAUUCACAUCAUUGAUUGAUUUUUGAUUUAAUCGCGAUGUAAUGUGUCAAAUGGAAAGCCAAAUUAUUCAUCGUUAAAAUCGUAUGCAACGAGAUGAUGAUCACGGCUUCUACAACUGGAUCUCUGGACAAUAAUAAUAGCAGCCAAGCAAUUGUACAUUCGGUCGGAAACGUCUUUCAAAUCAGUCCGUUCAGUCUGGCUAGCCGACGGAGUGCAUUUUCGCCUUACAGGCCAUCGACUGUAUUGACCAAUCUACAACGUGGUAACAUCCAAACACAAACAUCGAAUGAACCAGUUUAUCGUAGUGUCCAUCAAUUGGCUGCAUUGGGUGAAUUAUUCUUGUGUCAUUUAGACAAUAAAGUUGUCAACAAAAUCGAUGAAAAAGGAUUGACACCAAUACUAUGGGCUGCUUCUUAUGGCCAAUUAGCAUCCAUACAAACAUUACAUAAACAUGGUGCCAAUAUUCAUUUCAAAGGAUCAGCUGGCGAGAAUGCAUUAAUGUUGGCAGCAUCUAAUGGACAUUUAGCCGUAAUCAAACAUUUAAUUCAGUUGGGUAUCGAUCUUAACGAAACGGAUGAAGAUGGCAACACUGCAUUAAUGUAUGCCGUUUAUGGUGAUUAUAAAACUUGUGUGCAAGAAUUGUUGAAUAAUAAUGCUGAUAUAACUGCUGAGAAUAGUAAUCUUGAUACGGCUUAUUCUAUUGCGGUAAAACGAAAUUUUCAUUCAGUUCGUGAGCUAUUGGAAACGUAUACAUUUAAUUUAUUGAAUCAUCAACAAACUUAAAACGAUCUUCGAACAUCUUUUACUCACAUUUGUUUCACAUGAAUAAAAACACAGUUCCAUCACUACUA
Molecule: messenger RNA, 1765 nt
Organism: Dermatophagoides farinae (American house dust mite)
Lineage: Eukaryota; Metazoa; Arthropoda; Arachnida; Sarcoptiformes; Pyroglyphidae
Source: RefSeq, a predicted model, not a curated record